Lampris incognitus (smalleye Pacific opah) is the source of this 1653-nucleotide messenger RNA. RefSeq names its product aminoacyl tRNA synthetase complex interacting multifunctional protein 2 (gene aimp2). The coding region runs from base 153 to 1118 and encodes 321 amino acids. The record is from RefSeq and is a predicted model, not a curated record. The transcript has 4 exons. Gene Ontology annotation, cellular component: aminoacyl-tRNA synthetase multienzyme complex. NCBI's taxonomy places the organism in Eukaryota, Metazoa, Chordata, Actinopteri, Lampriformes, Lampridae.
AGGCCCCUCUCCGUCCGCGCUGAGGGGGCAUGCGACGUCGACUAGCUGCCGCUGUCUGUCAAGGCUCGUCUCCCGCAGGAGAGCCGCGGUGCGGAUUUUUUUGUUUUUAAUUUUGUUGUCUUUUGUUGGAUAUCGCUAAGCGUCCGGCAGCCAUGCCCAUGUACCAGGUAAAGCCCACCUGCGGGGGUGAGAUAAAGGUUGACUUGCCCGUUUGCAUGUACAAGCUGCCCAAUAUCCACACGCAGCAGGGGGACGGCUGCCGCUACCAACUCCAGAAUGGGGAUGUUGAGCCGGCAGUCAAAGCCCUGGAGGCCCGGCAGGAUGAGAUCAUGCGGAAACUUUAUGAGCUGAAGGCAGCUGUGGAGGGCUUGGCCAAAACGGUGACCACCCCAGACGCUGACCUGGACCUGACAGUCGGCGGCAGCUUGUCCCCCAACAGCCACAGCUCCACACUCUUCGCAGGGACCGCUGACCUGGACACGCUACUGGGCAAGGACCCAGGUGCCCUCCGGGACAUCGUCAUUAAUGCCAACCCAGCGCACCCUCCCCUGACUCUACUGGUGCUCCACGGGCUGCUGUGCCAGCGCUACCAGGUGCUCUCAACUGUCCACACCCACUCUUCAGUGUCUGGGGUGCCCCCACAGCUGCUUUCCUGCCUUGGUCCAGGCCACGCAGACAGCUACAUCCGUCAACGCUUUCAGCUGGGCUUCACCCUCAUAUGGAAAGAUGUCCCCAAACUCCAAAUGAAGUUCAGCGUGCAGAACAUGUGCACCAUUGAAGGUGAGGCCAAUGUAGCGCGUUUCCUCUUCCGCCUACUGGCUCCCUACCCCAGCGACCCAGCUCUUGCCACGCUGGUGGACAGUUGGGUGGACACGGCGUUCUUCCAGCUGGCUGAGGGCGGUGCUAAGGAACGGGCCGCCGUACUCCGCGCGUUCAACGCCGCCCUGGGCCGUGACCCCUGGCUCGCUGGCCCCGAGCUGUCCCUGGCCGACAUUGCGUGUUACUGCUGUGCCCUGCAGAGUGGAUCGGUCUCAUCUGCCCCGGCUAAUGUCCAGCGGUGGCUAAAGGCCUGUGACAACCUGGGUCACUUCCGCCCCAUUAAACCCCUGCUGCGUUGACCAGAACUACCCCUUAACCAAGAUACCUGCCCCAGAAGGGUGUUCAAUUCUCCAUACAGAGAGAGUGAGGAGGAAAGGUGAUAGAAUAUUGAAAUUCAAAGGCCGUGUCUGAAAUCUCUUCGAAUGCUUCCCUCCUCACCUUAACAGCAGCCUGGUGUAGUGAUGGGAAAAAAGUUAACCUUUGUUUCCACCACUUCGCACUGCUGUAUCAGAAGGGAUUAUUGAUGUUCUGUGAGGAAGGAAGUAUGAGAGGACUGUACGGACGGGGCUUUGGUUAUGCGUAAGUCAAGAGUAAUAAAUGCUGUUAAGUCAAAGGUAAACACACACACACACUGUACAUCUCCCUCCCACGUUGUGCCUAUUAUGACUGUGUUCAAGAUGCUGUGUGUGGCAUGGGUUUUACGAGCUGUUUUAAAACUGAACGGUGGAAACUUGCAGGCAGCAGGGCCUACUGAGGUAAUAUGUGCAGUACGAAAAAGUAAUACUUUGUGGUAUUGUUUUUCUUAAAACAUUAAAACUUACUCUUUGGAUCAAA